Lineus longissimus is the source of this 3060-nucleotide messenger RNA. RefSeq names its product kelch-like protein 9. The record is from RefSeq and is a predicted model, not a curated record. Lineage: Eukaryota; Metazoa; Nemertea; Pilidiophora; Heteronemertea; Lineidae. The transcript is spliced from 9 exons. The coding region runs from base 284 to 2221 and encodes 645 amino acids. Gene Ontology annotation, molecular function: protein binding.
AGAAAAAUGUCGAUAAUAAAGCAUUUUUUGUCAAAAACUUGAUUGCAUUGUGUUUAGGAAGGAAUUUUGACUCUUUGUUUUAAACAUUUCAGUGAACGGGUCACAUUUCCUACCCUACUCCGGAGGUGAUCUGCUUACGAGCCUCAAUUGUUAUGUGACGAAAUGCCAUUAGAGGGCAGCACUGUCCACCCAAAAAUUUCAGCAGGGUGGUGAAUGCUGCAAAUAAAAGAUCUUCCUGCAAAUUUACUGAAGAUAUUGGUUGAUAAGUUUCAUUUUCUGCAAAAUGGCUUCAAGAUCAGAUGGCUCGAAACCAGGCGGUCUUGAGAGUUUUGCUACCUUUUUCUUCCAAAGAAUGAGUGAACUCCACCAGGAAGGUGUACUCUGUGAUAUCACUGUUAUUGUUGAGGGGGAGGAAUUCAAGACCCAUCGCCUCGUUCUAGCCGGGGUGAGCGACUACUUCAGGGCAAUGUUCAUGCACAACAUGAUCGAAAAGAACAAGGACAGUAUCGAGCUCCAGGGGCUGAAACUCUCUGGAUUCAAACCUCUCCUCGAAUACUCGUACUCUGGCCGUCUCCUUCUCACAAUGGAUAACAUUAGUGCCAUUCUGGAAACAGCGUCUUUUCUACAAAUAAGUGAUGCAUUGGAAAAAUGCAAAAAGUUCCUCAUUUCUAGUAUGGACUUUACAAACUCCUUGGACAUCAUUGCCUUAGGUGAAACAUUUGGUGUGUCAGAUCUACCUGAAACCCGACGAAAACUCAUCCUAGAUAAUUUCAUGGAUUUCUCACAGACAAAGGCAUUUCUAGAACUUGAUCAUAAAGAGAUUGCAAGUUAUUUAGAAAGUGACUCUUUACGUGCGUCGUCCGAGUUUGCAAUACUCAAAGCAGCGUUGAGAUGGUACCAGCACGAUAAGACAAACCGGCAAAAACAUGCAUAUGAUGUUCUGGAGAAGGUACGUUACACCCAGGAUGGAUGGUCGACCAUCGAAUACGCCAGCACCGAAGAACCUUUCAACACCUGCAGCAAGUGUAAACGGUUAAUGGAGGAGUGUGUCCAGUUCAUGCAACUACCAGAGCGAAAGCAUUUGUACUAUGAUCAUAGAACUCGUGUUCGCUACGACAAGAAGACCUUGAUCCAACUGAGUGGUGCCAUAGAGGAUGAUGACUAUGGCCCCAGCGGACAUGGCGACAAUAACUACUUCCACCGUGAUUUUAAGAUAUGGCUUCCACUUGGUGCAGCGGCUAUGUCGGACCCAAGAUCGAAUUUCGCAACAGUUGAGAUAAACGGAUUUGCAGUGAUAUGUGGUGGUUACCUGUAUGACGAUGAUAUCGGUACCUUUAUGCACGUGACCAAUGAAGUCAAGACGCUCCAUUGUAGUAGUGGCUUUGCAUUGUGGGAUAUACCAUACAUGAUCGAACCAAGGGCCCAUCAUGUGCUUGUACAUUGCAGAGAUUAUCUCUACGCCAUAGGUGGGAAGUCGGAUGGCCAGAUCUGGGCAUCAGUAGAGGGCUUCGAGCUUAAUAAGGACGAAUGGUCUUUCAAAGCAUCCCUGAAGACACCACUUUAUGAUCAUGCAGGCUGUGAAUAUGGAAAUAAGGUGUAUAUUAGUGGCGGUGUAGAAGGUGAUACAGUUGUUAAUACCAUGCGGUGCUAUGACCCAGAGACGAAUACCUGGGAGACCAAGGCUCCUAUGCAGUCAGUGCGAGCUGGCCACACGAUGAACAGGCUUGGUGAUAAGUUGAUUGCCUGUGGUGGCUGGCUGUGCUACAACCAAGGAGGAGGUCACCUCAAUUCGGUAGAAGCGUAUGACCCCAUUCAAGACAAGUGGACAUAUCAGUCAACGAUGAGGAGUGAUGUGGCUUCCCAUGCCGCCACUGUGAUGGAAGACAAGCUGUACGUUGCUGGCGGCCAGAACAGUCUUGGAGAAGUCCAGUCUAUCAUCCUAGAAUAUGACCCAAAGAAAGACGAGUGGAUUAACUAUGGGCAUCUACCUCGACAGCUCAAGAGUUUAGGCCUCUGUUGUUUGACUGUGAAUCUGAACAAACCUGUGAUGGAUGAUGAAGACUGGUUGGUCAGGAACUUUGAAGCUGUGAUGUUGGAUGAUGAAGAAGACAAUUAUGGUCCCCACGCAGUUUGGGCCUAUGGUCAUGAUGAUCUCAAUGUAGAUUGGGGCCAUGAUGAUCAAGAGGGUCCUCAACAUGAAUGGGGCUUGGAACUCAUUUGAAACUCAUCUGAAAACUCAAGGGAGACGGCCAAUUCUUGGCAGUCUGAUUGGCUACUCUGAACUCAGGAUAAUCUGAUAGCCUAGUCAAAUCUUCGCACACAAUGCAGAAUAAAUAAAGCUGUAGGAUUUGCAGGUUAAGAUCGAGCCAGUACAGAUAUUGCUCUUAUAUAUCGGUGUUUCUUCAAGUUAAGUCAAGUGGCUGUCACUUUUAGCCAUAUUGAGUCAGCUCUAGCCAUUGCCGAUCGUUUGUCCAUCUUGGGGCCGACCCAGCCCACAGUAACAUGUGCGAGAAUGGCAGCCCGCCAGUACUGAGACUAGCCAAUCAACGAACGAUUCGAGGAACCCGUGACCGUAGACUCCAUGGCAACGAAGCGAGCGGGAAACUAGGCGAAUCUGAUAAUAGGAUGGUGUCGACGUGUCGACACCAUACUGCGACAAUAGGGGGCGACACCAUACAGUGUCGCACCACAGACCUACAAGCGAGGCGACUGGCAGCGCCACCAAAAUCACUGUAGCGGCAACGGGUAGAACUACAAUGUAGGAUAUAGCAACCACGUGUGAUACCGCGGUAGCCCGCAAAUAUGAUAAAGUUUGACUAACGAUCGUUCCUUUGACUUUGAUCAAUUGAUCAGUUUUCACACUAUUACUCUCUCGCCAAAUCAUGGCAAUUCAAAUUGAAUUCGCAAAAUUCUUAGCCCAGACCCGCUGAAGUUUAGUUGAUACAAAAUGUUUUUACCUGAGUUUACCACAAAAGUAAAAACUUCAUCAUUCAUCAAUGCAUUUCCUGUAGUCUCUUGAUUCAUUGACUCAAAUGUUGUGAAAUUAUACUCGUUUGUUAG